AGCCCACGCGAGUUUCCCCGCAGGGUCGCUUACGGGACGUCCGCUUCUGACACACGCACGUGCGCGCGCUCUGCAAACUCCCCGCCCCUUUCGAACUCGCACCAUUUAAGAAAAUUCGCGGUGGAGAGUCAGACUGCAUCCUUCUGAUACCCACCAAAACCCCUGAACUCUGCAGCGAGAUGUGCUCGGAUGGAGAACGCGCGGCGCUGGGCAGCUCGGGAAACGGCAAGCUGCGCCAGUGGCUCAUCGAGCAGGUGGACACCGGGAAAUACCCGGGACUCGUGUGGGAGAACGAGGAGAAGAGUGUGUUCCGGAUCCCGUGGAAGCACGCGGGGAAACAGGACUACAACCGGGACGAGGACGCAGCACUCUUCAAGGCUUGGGCGCUGUUUAAAGGCAAAUACCGGGAGGGCAUCGACAAACCAGACCCCCCCACGUGGAAAACGCGUCUCCGUUGCGCGCUUAACAAGAGCAACGACUUCGAGGAGCUGCUGGAUCGCAGUCAGCUCGACAUUUCGGACCCUUAUAAAGUUUACCGGAUUGUUCCCGAGGGCGCCAAAAAAGCCUCCAGAUCUCUAGAGGAUACGACAUCAAACCCAAGCCCUCCGAGUUAUCCACUACAUGCUUCCUAUGCGCCCCUGCAGAGUCAGGUCUGUGGCUUCAUUUCUCCAGCAGAGAGGAGUUGGAGGGAUUACCUCUCAGAAAAGCCCCCUAUGGCUGACAUCCCUUACAACCAAAAUCCAUACACCUCUCGAUGGGAUACAGGAUACCAGUUCAGUGGCUCCUUCUAUAGCUGCAGUGCCUCAGAGCCUCUGCCGUCUGCUUUUACACUAGAUGCCAGCAUGAAGUCAGCAGAGGCCAUGGCCCUCUCAGAUUACCGGCUCCAUGUGGCAGUAUAUUUCCGGGAUGCCCUUGUGCGGGAGGUGACUGUGAGCAGUCUAGAAGGUUGUGUUCUGGGUGUGAGCAAAGAUGGUUUGCCAUAUGGAGUCUCUCAAGGUCCGGAGCUUGUGGAGCUUCCACAGAUUGAACACAGCUCUCUGGAACAUGGGGUUCUGUUGUGGAUGGCACCAGAUGGGCUGUAUGCUCGCCGCUGCUGCCCCUGCAGGGUGUACUGGGAGGGAGGGCACUCUUCGCCCAACAACAAACCCAACAAACUACAGAGGGAUCAGACGUGCAAACUGCUGGACACUCAGCAAUUCAUCACAGAGUUACAGAGCUAUGCUCGGCACAUACGUCCUCCACCCAUGUCCCAGGUGCUCCUGUUCUUUGACGAAGACAGCACAGAGCCCCAGAGACCAGGAAGGACCCUCACUGUUCAGGUGGAGCCUCUCUUUGCUCGACAGCUUCUCUAUUUUACCCACUCAAGCAGCAUGAACUAUAUCCGCAGCCACAGCCUUUCACCUCUGAGCCCAGAGCACACAAUUCCCCCAAGUCAGGACUUCCACAGAGUCAUCAGCCAUCACCACAGCAACAGUCUGUAAAAUUUAGCUUCACCUGGGACAGCUAGCAUCGGGCAAGUCGAACUGAAGCACGGACAAAGGUGGACACAACAAAUGCACUGUCAUGGCUCAUAAGUGAUGAUGACAGAGUAUCAACAUUAUCAACUAUUUUCUCCGAACCCACUCAAGCAGUUGGACUUGUGUUCGCAGAAUGGACAAAAAAAAUUGCACUUUGCAUAUGUCUGAUGAGCCCUUUGCAUUCUUUUUCUUAGCAAUUUAUAGUUCUUUAACAUCAUCUCAGGGAACUGUAGUGCAACAGUAUUAAAAUUGUUAUGACCAAAGUCUGAUUUCAUUGUUGUUUAUAUAUAUAUAUACAUGUGCUUCCGCAUACCUGUGAGACAUCUGAAAAGAGAUCGAUUGAUCACUCAGGUUGUUGGAUGAUAGCAUUUUAUAUCAUACAUGCUGCUAUUCGGAACAAGAAAAGUGUAAGCAAUGUGUGCUGUGUGUGAAUGCAUACAUGAGCACACAGGAAAUGUGGUUUGUGAGACAGGAUGGUGAUGGUUGAUAGACCUGCAGACUGAUGACAUCACGCAGGAUGAGGUGGAUUUUUAACGUAAAUAAGUUUUUUCUGACAAUAGUUUAGUCCCCAGAAAGGAAAUUAUGUGUAUCCAGUCAUUAUUCCACUUCCUAAAAAUAACAACUGACACAUUUGAUUGAACUUAAAACCAUCAGGCCUUAGGACUAGGUUAAAAAAAAAAAAAAAGCUCUGUUUAUGAACCAGGUUAUUCAGUAUAUUUUGUCCUAGAAUAUUAGGUCCGUCUAUUGUGUGCCUAUAUUCACUGGCCAUUUUAUCAACACCUUCCAUAUUGCUGCUAUUUUGUAGGUAUAUAAUUACUGACUGUAGCAAGUAUGUUGCUCUGCAGCCCCCUCUAACCACCUAUCAAAGGCAAGGGACCAACAAUGCCUUGGUAGUGUGUGUUGCACUGAUAUGAAUGAUAUGAAUGUAUUUGGGGCAGUACUGUAACCUGCUUCCACUUACUGGCCAUUUCAUUAGACAUAUACAGAUAUUUUUUCCAUGCACAGUUGAUGCCAGUUGUCUUCUAGCCCUUAAUAUGAUAGUAAUAUGAUAAGUAUGAUAGGUUUACCUGAUAGGUAGAUAUACCUAAUAAACUGGCAAUAACACUAAAUAGAUUGAAAUGAAAAUUUUAGAAGAAAACUAUGAAUUUGAAAAGAAUACUGGUCACUAGUAAUGUUCCAGAAUGCUCAGUGUAUUUACUAGGAGAUCUUACUGAUGUGAUCUGAAAUAACUGGUCCUUUUAUGGCUGCUGCUGGUUCUUGCAUCCUUUGCGUAAAUUCAAGAGAAAUGGAGUUCAGUGUAGACGAGCCAUAUUCUUUAUAACUUUACCAUAAACAAUUUUUUUGCACACAUAAAAUUGCUUUACAAUCUUAGAUCCCACCAAAAAAAAAAAAACGAGAAAACCCCCCAUAAAACUAAUAAAGACAUUAACAAAAUUCAAACCCCAAAAUAUCUCCUUAAGAACUUAACUGAGCCUUAUAUUAGAACUACAUCUUAAUUCAGAAAGAACCAUUUACACUGAAAUGGUUAAGGAAUAAAUAAUAAGCACAAGUAUAUCUUAAUAUUUGAUAUACUUGAUAUAUUAUCUGUAAUCUACAUCCCCUUUGUGGGGAUUAUACAGAACUGUGUAAACAUGCUUGGAUCGACUUCCUUCUGCCUACGUAUAAUGGAAAGACAAAAUCAGAAAAACUUCCCUUAACACCUUACCCUACACCCACUAAGUUACCUGAAACCACACAGAGCUUUGAAGAAGUCAAAUUUCAUUCAAGCUGUUCCUUUAAAUAGGACCAUGUUAUGUAGGUGAGCACUAAUUAUAGAAAAGUAAAUAAACAAAUCUGACUUGUAGCAUUGAGAAAAGGAGAUGGAAUGUAAUUUCACAGAACAUUUGCAGUUCCAGUAAGUAGAUGUCAUAAAAACAUAAACAGGAAAGUGCCAUCCAACUUGUCAUUAGCUUUGAAUGAAAUUAUUUUCAUCAAAUGGCACACUUUUGUGAUCACUGGUGACUAAUCACAGGGUUUUUGAAAUUUUCUUUUAUUUUUCCUGUGAGGAGGAUUUCUUCCCCCAAACUAACAUGCUUCUAAACAUAUUCAUCUAAGGUUUAAACAUCAAUACCUUCCAAUUUCAGGCUGUCAAAAUGCUACACUCAACACAACAUGUGGCAGAUAACCGAAAUAACAUUCAUUAUUUAGCAAAACUGAUUAUGAACAUCUCAGUACUAUUACCCUGAAAUAAUUUUAAAAGUCAUUAAUGGGUUAAAAAAAAUUAUUGGCAAGCUCUGAAUGAAUAAAUUAAUUCUCUGAAUGGAAAAAAAAAAAAAGAAUUUCGAAUGAACUGUUUUUCUAGUAAGAUGACAAAGGCUAAUCAAAUAGCAAUUCUGUAUUUUACCCUUUUAAAGCUGUACAUUUUAAACGAACAAUUUCUUUAUUUCUCAUUCACAGCUCAGCUGAUCAACAGACAUCUACCUCAGUUUUGAUUUCAGUUAGGAAAUCCUUGCCUCAGUGAUAGAGUAUGAAUCCCAUAUGCUGGGGAGGGACAGGGUGUGAGGCUUUCUGUAUGAUACCAGACAGGGUGUGUACCCGUACUCACCAGACAGGGUGUGUGUGUGUGUGUGUGUGUGUGUGUGUGCGUUGAUGGUGGAGGCAGGAUAGAUGAGUAAAGUUCAACUAUACAUAAUCUUAUUCACAGAAAUUGACUAAUAUCAGGCAAUUUUAUUAAUAUAACAAACGUAAUAAUUAGUUUUACUUAAUUACUUAAUUUUAAUAUAUCUCUACAAUCAAUUCCAGAAUUACUGGCUCCACAGCCCUCCCUGGGAAGAUUAACAUAACUGCUCCUGUUACUGAAAUGUAA
This is a messenger RNA of Pangasianodon hypophthalmus (striped catfish), 4362 nucleotides long. It is a transcript of the gene irf4b, whose product is annotated as interferon regulatory factor 4b. Gene Ontology annotation, cellular component: nucleus. Gene Ontology annotation, biological process: immune system process; regulation of transcription by RNA polymerase II. Lineage: Eukaryota; Metazoa; Chordata; Actinopteri; Siluriformes; Pangasiidae. The record is from RefSeq and is a predicted model, not a curated record. The transcript is spliced from 9 exons. The coding region runs from base 180 to 1481 and encodes 433 amino acids. Gene Ontology annotation, molecular function: protein binding; RNA polymerase II cis-regulatory region sequence-specific DNA binding; DNA-binding transcription factor activity, RNA polymerase II-specific.